GGAUGAUUGCACCCACUAUGCACCUUUUCGACUCGUGAGGUCGACCUCAACCAUGCACAGAGAGUCGAACACCUAUACCUGGAUUGGAACACCCUUGAUAGCCAUGUCACGGGAGAGCAAUCUCACCGCAAGGGCCGUGAAAUUGGAAUUAGAGCUUGAGUUACGAGGCACUCAAGAAUAA
This is a messenger RNA of Ilex paraguariensis (yerba mate), 181 nucleotides long. NCBI's taxonomy places the organism in Eukaryota, Viridiplantae, Streptophyta, Magnoliopsida, Aquifoliales, Aquifoliaceae. The record is from the annotation of a GenBank genome assembly.